This is a messenger RNA of Fomitopsis serialis, 2234 nucleotides long. Its product is annotated as Six-hairpin glycosidase-like protein. The record is from RefSeq and is a predicted model, not a curated record. Gene Ontology annotation, molecular function: hydrolase activity, hydrolyzing O-glycosyl compounds. The transcript has 25 exons. Lineage: Eukaryota; Fungi; Basidiomycota; Agaricomycetes; Polyporales; Fomitopsidaceae. Gene Ontology annotation, biological process: carbohydrate metabolic process. Bases 230 to 2119 code for a protein of 629 amino acids.
GGGGGACGGGGGACGGGCGGGCUCAGCCACGGACGCGUUCAAUGAACACACGUGGUCGAUCGCGGGGCGCGUCCGGCGGGAGAGCCGACGCCCGACUGACCAAGCCUGCGCGCCCAUCUCGACCCUUAUACAACACUCUGCUCGUCCCCUCGUCUCUUCCCCGCAUACACUCACUCGCUGCGAGUCUGCGAGAACACCUACACCGCCAGAACACGAGCAUCGCCGCACCAUGUCGACCCCGAACGACCCCAAGCCGGACCGCGGCUACAUCCCCCUUGCAGACCACGGACUGAUUGGUAACCUGCGUACGGCCGCUUUGGUCAGCACGGAUGGGUCCAUUGAAAGCUAUUGCGUCCCCAACUUCGACUCGCCGUCCAUCUUUGCGCGCAUCCUGGACGACAAGAAGGGCGGGCAUUUCUCGAUCACUCCGACCAUCCCGUUCACGUCCAAGCAGAACUACAUCCCCAACUCGAACGUGAACUACCUGCCCCGCCAGGCCAAGUCGGCGACGACGAAGCCUCUCCUGACAUGGCUCAUCCGGCGCGUCGAGGUCAUCCGCGGCACGAUGCCCCUCCGCAUGGAGUGCGCGCCCGCCUUCGACUACGCCCGCGCGCCGCACACCACCGAGAUCGUCCCGGACCCGUCCAUCCCCGCGAUCUACAAGUCCUCCUCCCCCUCCUCCGCGCCCGCCCACGCGAAAGUGCGGUUCUCCUCGCCGGCAGCGAAGCUCACGCUCGACCUGCGCUUCGUCGCGGAGUCGCUGCUCGAGAACGUCGAUGCGCCGCGCGUCGCGCUGCACGAGCUCGACUUGCGGGCGCAGGGGCACCGCGGCGCGGGCGCGCUGGCGGAGUUCGAGAUGGGCGAGGGACAGGUCGUGACGUGGGUGCUGCGGAUCCCGCCGGCGGAGGCGGAGGGCGGAGGCCCGAGGGGCGCGGAGCCGACGCCGGAGAAGGCGAGCGAGAUGGGGGUGUCGUUCGAGCAGCUCGUGAUGGGCGCGUCGGACUUGAGGCCGCCGGAGGACCCGUUCUUGACGAAGCAACUCUUGCAGCGGCUCCUCGACGCGACGAACCAGUACUGGAACGCGUGGAUCCGGCAGUCGACGUACGAGGGCGCGUGGAAGGAGGCCGUGCACCGGAGCGCGCUCGCGCUCAAGCUGCUCAUCUACGAGCCGACGGGCGCGGUGGUGGCAAGCCCGACGUUCAGCUUGCCGGAGUAUAUCGGGGGGACGCGGAACUGGGACUACCGGGCCUCGUGGAUCCGCGACUCUUCGUUCACGCUGUACGCGCUCAUCCGGCUGGCCUAUAUGGAGUUCAUCCUGGCGCGUCUGCGCACGAAGAACCCGGACGGGUCGUUGAGCAUCAUGUCAGUGAAGAACUUCCCGGAAGAGGAGCUCACGCACCUCGACGGACACAAGGGCUCCAAGCCCUACGGCAAGCCGCUCGUGAGUGACUGCAAGGUUUCAGCGAAUGUUAUCGCGAACUGCAAGCAGCCGGACUUGGAGGUCCGGAACCGGCACCGACACUUCACAGUACGUCUGCGCCUCGCGGAUAAGCGUUCUCUGCCCUGCCCGCGCCGCCUGCAGUGGCUCGCCGCGCGCGACGAGCUCUACGAGGAGAUCAUGACGAAGGCAUGGAACCCGGAGGGGCGGUUCUUCGCGCAGAGCUACGAGGACCUCGAGAUCCUCGACUCGUCGUUGCUGAUCAUGCCGCUCGUCUUCUUCAUGCCUCCGUCGGAUCCGCGCUUCUUGAGCACACUGAAGCAGAUCUUGCAUACGCCGGAGAGGGGCGGUUUGACGUCGAACGGAUUGGUCUACCGCUACGACGUCAAGAAGACUGAUGAUGGCGUCGGCGGAGACGAGGGAACGUUCUGUCUGUGUACGCUCUGGUGUGUGGAAGCUCUGGCGCGUGCGGGCGAGUACGACAAGGCAAUGUUGUCCAGGGCUGUGGGCAUGUUUGAGGACUUCUUGCAAUACACGAACCACGUCGGUCUGUGCACAGAAGAGAUCUCCGUGGCGGGCGAAGCGUGCCCUCGGAAUGCUGUUCAAGGCUUUACACACGUCACGCUCAUCUCGGCGGCGUACAAUCUCUCGCGCAUGCUCCAGAAAGUGCGAGGCGGGUAGGGUGUUGUCCACGAUCAUGGCAUGCAUAUAUAGGGGCGUAGAAUGACAAUGAAGCAAUGUGGCCGUACGCGUGUACUUUAGCGGUUGGUGAGAUGAAGGUAUGAAAUUGUGCCAA